ACCGUAUACAUCGUUGCGCAGUCCGUGCUUUUGCAAUCAGGGGCAUUACGAUGCUACGGUGCUCACGCGCUUCCAGGAACGCGCCCCUGGCCAAUCGCCCUGUGUGGCGUGUGGCCACUGUGCUUAGUGGUGGAAGAAGAAGAUACACGCCGUGCUUAGUCGUCGAAGAAGAGGAAUAUAUACGCCGAAGCAGAACAUUCUGUCUGCUGCCAACAUGGACCAUAGUGGAUCGCCUGGCUCUGUACUUUCUCGGUCAUGGACGCCUGGGUUGUUGAGGAAGCGGUCAGUUGGCAUCCUCUCCAGCCGUCAUCGUGGCCAGACAGAAAUAGAGGGCGGAGCUCACACUUUCUGGAGCUGGCGUUCUAUGCCGUUCUCUCAGACCGCAUUGUCCUAUCUGACAGCGUGGGACCUCGGUUGCGUCAUCGGAACUCUUAUAACCAUCGCCCUCUUCUUUACUGUCCUGUCACGAGUAACCAAAGAGAUUCAUAUUUCUUACGACACAGAAGCUAUUGUUAUCCUGAAGGGAACCAUCAGGGUACAUGGCUCCAUUGUAUUGUUCGGCAAAACAGAGGUGAAGGCAUUCUUGGGUAUCCCGUACGCGGAACAACCGCUUUCCAACUACCGGUUCAGGAAACCCAGUCCGACAUUUCUUCCGGAGGACAUUAAUGCAACGGAAAACCCAGCCUCUUGCACGCAACCGACACAUCCAGAUUCUGGAGUAUUGACGAAAGAGGACUGCCUGACUCUCAAUGUCUGGACUCCGAAGGCUGACUGCGACGAUCCUUUCGGGGAGUGCCAGAACAAAACCGUUCUCCUGUUUCUUCACGGCGGCUUCUUUCAGGUCGGCAGUAACAGUGCUGUCGACCACGAUGGUUUAUACCUGUCGGCUCUGGGGAACGUCGUUGUUGUGGUGCCAAACUAUCGGCUGGGCGCGCUUGGUUUUUUAAACUAUGGCACGGACGAAGCUCCUGGGAACGCUGGGCUCUACGAUCAGCUACAAGCUAUUCUUUGGACAAAAGCAAACAUCGCUGAUUUCGGUGGCGAUCCAACGAGAAUUGUUCUCCUGGGUCACGGAGCAGGGGCGUCGUCAGUAGGGUACCACCUGCCGGCUGCGAUAAAGGAAGCCGGCGUUCAGAGGGCCAUCCUCAUGAGUGGAAGCCCACUCGUGAAAUAUCCCGACAACAAGGCGUCUGCUCGAAGCAAAGCAGAACAGUUAGCCGGCAUUUUUCGGUGUCCGCUCCAACCUAGGACGAUGCUCGCUUGCCUGAGGGAAGUGCCCGCCUCGAACCUCAGUGAUCCCACUGCCUACAGGGAGUCCCCCAUGCCGUUAUUCUUCCCUACUCUUCAGAACUUCAGCCUUCCUUCUGACAUGGGAAGGCAGGUGGAGCAGCAGGACAACCCUCCUACCGGCAUGGACAUCCUGCUAGGCUUUGUAGAGGACGAGGGGACUCUUCUGGUCUCCGCUUUUCUUCAUUAUUUCAAGACAAGUGAUGCUGACCCCGACCUAUUACAAUGCAUUUCCUCCAGCUUGUUAGAGGCCGUCGGCUUCUCAAAAGCCUCUGCAGGGCUAAUCUCUAAUCGUUAUAUUGAGGGAUUCGGUGGAAGUCGAGAGCUCUGGAAGGAGGAGUUGGUUGCUGACAUAUUUGUGACGUGUCCAGUGAUCUACUACGCGGAGCACUUAGCCUCUUUGGGAAACAACGUGUUCACCUAUUUUGUGGGCCGCCUCCGGCCAUCUAAAACGAGCUUCGGGGUGCAGCACUUUUAUGUCAUCCAAAUGCUGUUCGGUUACCAGUUCGUGUACUUCCGUCCCCGAGAAGGACACGCCUUAAGUCACCAGGUCAUCGAUAUCUUCACUGGCUUCGCCAAAGGACAGCGCAGUAACAGAACCAGGAAGAUAUUGGGCGAUGUCUACUUCCUCACGAUCGGGCCACUGCAGGAAGCGUCUGAAGAGUCAGACGGCUUUUACAGCAGGAAGGAUCAGUGCGACUUUUUGAAGGAACACUUCAUGCGGCAAUGAUGCGUAUACGGGCACUGCAACCGUGCAGGAAUACGCGCAACAGAAUGUUUCCUAUUUUCUAUAAUAUAUCGCGUAUAACAAAAUUUAUUAGUCUUGAGUGUCUUGAGUACUAGCGUGCAAGCAAAAUCUCUCGCCAAACACAUGAGUACCUAAACAUUCUGAGCCACUUCCUUUAUUGCGUUCAUUUCUAUGGUAGUUGGCAUAGAUUCACAGCUUAUUAUUAUUUGCUUUGUGAACGAAAGGAUUGAAAUUCACUGCUGCUAUAUACGGAUGAUUUCUUUAUUACUGUACUGUACUGUGCUGUGCUGUGCUGUGGUCAUCAUGAAAAGCGAAUUUGAGUUUUAGAAAGAAAAAAAUAGCCGGAGCCAUCUACAGUCGUUUACUGUUCGCCGUUUUCGUUUGAGCUGUUCGUUCGUGUAUUCGUAUAGUUCGUAUAUUAGGGUGCCCCAAUAAUAGCCCCCCUCUAGUAGCACAGAGGGAGCUAGUAUUCGGGCACCCUAUGCAUUGUGUUUCUGAGGCGCCCUCCGUCGAGAAGUCUAGACACCACUCCCGUUAUCUACUUUCGAGAGCUGGCGCUUGCUGCAGUGGCUACGGCGUGGCACCACCCGCUCGCCGUCCAACACUACACCGGGAAACCGAAACAAGUUACACUGGUGGCGCUGAACCUUUUCCUUAUGCAGAAACCAUUGCCGUAGGAGUUGAUUGUGAUCCUUCCUGACGGUUAUGCAUUCUGAGUUUCGCUUGGACUCAUUGUCUUUGUGAUUGGACUUUUCGGUGCGACU
This is a messenger RNA of Ornithodoros turicata, 2799 nucleotides long. RefSeq names its product acetylcholinesterase-1-like. Gene Ontology annotation, biological process: choline metabolic process; acetylcholine catabolic process. Gene Ontology annotation, molecular function: acetylcholinesterase activity. The transcript has 6 exons. Gene Ontology annotation, cellular component: plasma membrane. Lineage: Eukaryota; Metazoa; Arthropoda; Arachnida; Ixodida; Argasidae. The record is from RefSeq and is a predicted model, not a curated record. Bases 215 to 2017 code for a protein of 600 amino acids.